AUGUCACUCAUUUGGCUAGGUGUGUUCAUCUUCCUCUUGUCAGCGGAGAAAACCAUCUGCCAGUCACCAAACUUGGAACUGGAGGUGAAUGAGCUUGUUUAUGCAGGUAUGGCCGCACGAGGAAUCCCAACUGUGAGUCUGGCCGUUGUUCACAAUGGGACUGUGGUACUGACAAAAGGUUAUGGUGUCAAGGACAUCAUAACCAAGAGCUGUGUUGACGCAGAUACUGUUUUUGGAAUAGCUUCAUUGACUAAAGCAUUUACUAACGCUGUCUUAACUAAGAUGCUCAGAAACAGUUCUGUCUAUGAUCUCUCUUCCACUAUCAAGACAAUCCUGGGACAAAACACAACCUUCAACAGCACGCUGCUGUCCAACUUCGCCACAUUGAAGGACCUGAUGGUUCAUGCAAUGGGCAUUCCUAGAAACAACUUUAUGCGGCUGGACAAUGAGCUAACCAGAGAAAACCUCAUGGCGCGUUUGCAGUAUCUGCCAUCAACGAAAGAAUUUAGAGGAAGUUUUGUCUACAGUGAUUUGAUGUAUGGUCUCUUGACACACAUUACAGAGGUACUGCAUUUUUUUAAAAAUCUUCUUCGGUGGCAUAUCAGUAUUAGCACUCUUCUGUGGGAGGACAUUGUCGCUUCAGAGAUCUUUCAACCUUUAGAUAUGGCCAACUCCACAUUUAUGACCAGGGUGAAUUUCUCCAGUCCAAAUGUGGCUGCCCCAUACUAUGUUGACAAAAACAAACAGGCAACAUUGAUUGAUGCAGAUUUUUUAAGGGUCUAUUCGAGCAAUGGAGGAUCAGGAGCUAUUAUGUCUACAGCAAAUGACAUGGGCAAGUAUCUGCAGUUUCUGGUCAAUGGUGGCAAGAACCAGGAGGGGAAACAAGUGGUAGAGACUUCUGAACUUCAGGCAGCGUUUGCACCGCUCGCAGCCUUGCCUUUGAGCUCACAACAGUAUCCAAUAGCAAAACCGGUUACCCCUGUAACCAUGAGCACGGAUAACUAUGGUUUGGGCUGGAGACGGGGAUACUACAGAGGUUAUAAAAUGAUCCAGCAUACUGGAUCAACCCAUGGAUACAAUUCUAUGAUUACCAUCCUGCCUCAUUCUGGAAGUGCCGUCUACACCGCCUUGUCUGGAUAUGAUGGUGGCUACAGUUUCCGGGCCAGCUUGCACUGUGCUAUCUUGGAUCUGCUUCUGCACGAGACCCCUUGGAUCAACUCUACAACCAUCGCCAGUUUUCCUUCUCCUUGGGUUAGAGCAGCCCGGAGAAAAAGAAAUACCCUUAAUGUAGUUAACAAUGAGGAAAAAGAUGGUUAUAUUGCAAAGAAAUUAGCAGAAGAAGCGGAGGAUGGUGUCUGGUGCGACAACAUCUUGAAUAUGUCACUGAUCAGUUUUACAGGUAACUAUUUUCAUGGAGCUUACGGCAAAGCAAAUAUCACUCUUGAUUUAGCAGCUAACAAGCUAAAAAUGUUUUAUGGGAUUGGAAAAUGGAAUCUGAGUUACACCGGAAGUGAUUUGGAGUUUAAUGCUGACUGGUUAGGUCAGCCACCUUCGUAUGACAUUCAGCUGAAAUUCCUGGCUAAAGAAAACGUCUAUGGUUUUGAAUGCUUAGAUUGUGACCCAAAAUAUGUGCCUACUUUUUAUAGACAUCAAUAUGUUUCCUCCUCUUCAAAUAAUAAUAAUAAUAAUGCGUACAUCUUUGUUGUUGUCAUUUUCUUUAUUGGAUUUAUUAACCUUUAA
This is a messenger RNA of Candidula unifasciata, 1740 nucleotides long. The record is from the annotation of a GenBank genome assembly. NCBI's taxonomy places the organism in Eukaryota, Metazoa, Mollusca, Gastropoda, Stylommatophora, Geomitridae.